Messenger RNA from Gadus macrocephalus (Pacific cod), 2826 nucleotides. RefSeq names its product chromosome 18 C10orf88 homolog (gene c18h10orf88). NCBI's taxonomy places the organism in Eukaryota, Metazoa, Chordata, Actinopteri, Gadiformes, Gadidae. The record is from RefSeq and is a predicted model, not a curated record. The transcript has 8 exons. Bases 588 to 1904 code for a protein of 438 amino acids.
CAAAUAUAUUAUAUAUUAUUAUUUAUUAUUAUUAUUAUUAUUAUUAUUAUUAUUAUAUUAGAAUACUUUAAAUACUUCUCCAUCACAAUGGUUUAUUAAAUCACUAGAUUCCAUUUAGUCAAACGAUUUAUUAAUUAGAAAACCAGCUUCCGAGCUUUUGUUAUUGUCUCAAACCUUAUGUUUAGAUUAUAAUUGUUUGUAACGCAAUAACAACAUUUACGACAGGAAUGUCGAUGGUCCACUACAUUGGGUCCUGAGGAGGUCGCUUCCGAAUGACGUCUUCCCAUAACAACCACAACCAAGCUUGGCUUGCUCACUGUGCGAGCGAAACGUGAUUAGAAGACUAUGGGUUUAUGGACAUAGGGACACAUUUGUAGACAUAGAUAUCAAUGUAUUCUAAUAUAAAACUAUAAUUUAGACAUAACCCGACACAGACAUCUGAGUAUGUGAUUAUUAUAGGGGUUGGCAAGCUAGUUUAAUGUUAGUUUGCUAACCAACACACUUCCCAUUCAACGACUGCAGUCAACCUUAUGAGUUGCUCCUUCAAUUGUAGACUCUAGACUUUAUUCAAUAAAAUCAAUUUGAAAAUGGCAAAUGUCGACACUUCGGUGACAGGUGGAUCCAUGGUGAGCGGACACUCGACAUGGGCUUGCAGAAGUGAACAGAAACUGUCAGAGCUGUUUCUCCCCAUUCAUCUCAUUCAGGACAAGCAUCUCACUGACCUAGACAGCGCCACAACAAACGGGGGUUCAUGUGUGGGGCUGUUGGAGCAGGGGGAACAGGGCUCUCCUUGCGUCAUUUCACUGUGCUCGGCGUCACAGCCCCCUUCCCUGAUCACCAGCCUGCUGGUGACGAGCGAGGCCCGAACCAUCGAGGUCUACUCCCAGAGUGGGGACUACUGUGGCACCAGUAGAGGGGAAAGGGAUAACGGCAUAGAGACCAACGGGGAUGAAGACCGGGGACCGUUUUAUAAGACGCACCUGAUACUUGAAUCCCCAUGUGUAUCCUGCGACGUAAAGCUUCUCUCCCUGGGCGGGAGGAGCCAUGUUGCGGUAUCUCGUAUCCUGGUUGGCCUACAGGCCCAGGGUCCCUCGCCUCAUGCAGACUGUAGCCCCGCCCCAGGCCUGGGCUUAGGCCUGGGCCCCAGCAUCGACAUGCAGCGGGUCCAGACCCUGGUGGGGGAGAUGGGCUCCAGCCUCUCUCCCGGAGCCCAGAGCCUCAUGGACAUGGUGAACGUCCAGCAGAAGAACCAGGCCAGUGCUCUGGGCGGGCUGCUGCCCCUCCUGUUGGGGAGCGGGGCCUUCUCGGCCCUGGCUGGAGGCGGCGCCGGGCCCCUAGCCAUGGUCCGGAAUGGACCCCUUCCAACAACCUGCAUGCCUGCAGCUAACCGGCCCCCAGGAGGUCCAGCUCCUCCGGCCCAGAACGGAGCUCUGGGAUCGGAUGUUUCUCCCUCCUCAUCGCCUGGAGACUCUAAGGAUACAAAUGCCCAGGAACCAAUCGACAGAGCCCAGCUUGCAGAGAUGAUGUCUCACUUCCUGAACGGCCAGGCCCCGGGCCGAGUCGGGGGUGGUGGUGGCGGCCUUGAGCUGGGCCCCACCCCCGCUCACUUCCUGCCCAUGCUGCAGAGCGUGUGCGGUCAGGUGACCCAGCUGAGGCUGGACGACGCAGCGAAGAACGGAACCUGGGAGCUGGACGAGGCGAUGGAGCGGCGCCUGGAGGACAUGGAGCGCAGGCUGAAGGAGCACGUGGACCGGCGGCUGGACGCCCUGGAGCUGAAGCUGGAGCGGCUGCUGCUGGCCGCCCUGCCCGCCACCGCGGCCCUGGGCCUGGCAGCCGGACCGCCGGAGGCAGGGGUCGGGCUGGUGGACGGCCGGCCGUCUCUGGAGCCGCUGCACACGGCGUGAGACCGGGGAGUGAGACCGGGGCCCCCCCAGAGGGAAAGAAAGGUCAAAGGCUAACAAGACUAUUGCUUUAAUCUCGGACGACAAGACCGUCGGAUUCAGACCAGCAUGUUGCUAACCCAAGCUAUGCUAACUCCAGAGGGACCGAGAGGGGACGGAAUAAUCGGACACCGAAAGCUCCUGCUUUAGGGAAGAAAGUUCACCCCAAAAAAUAUCUAACAACUGAUUUGUAGUGUGAAUUCAUAUCAGUGGUUGAUGUGCGCCCCUUGAAUCCAAGAUGAGCCACGGCCAAACGGAGCGUAUUGGUAUAAGAGUGUUGCUAUGGGUGAGAGGAUAGCGUAGCAGCCCAGACCACGGCCCGGCCCCCUUGAGCCCAGAAGGUCCUGGUUCCAGUAUCCCUCUGUCCAGUUGGAGUCACAAAGUUGUAUUUUACUGUACUGAACUCUAGAUAGAACAAAGGAUGUCAUCAGGUCUAUGUGGAAAAGCACUGAUACUGGAUAUAAGGUUUCCAACCAACAAACGUGUUGGUUUGAAGGCUAUUGUUAACAGGAUGGAGUACAUGGGAUAACUAAAUUAUAACGUGUAUGUGUCACUAAAUAACCCUUGUGUCCCUUAGCAAGACUCUCAAACUGAGCAUAGCAUUUUGGGUAAAAGCCCCAAAUACAUAGACUCCUAAAUGUAAAAGUCUAUUUAUGCGUUAGCAAACCUCAGUACUUCAAGUGUGCUGAAGUAGACCCCGUUUUAUUUUCAUGCCAACUGUGAACUGUUGGUUUUAAUGUGGGACUGUACAUAUCAAUGCCUUGUAACAAUACUGUCUGCAACUGUAAAAUGUCGAAUGGAACUUAAUAUUUUACCUGUUAUACAUUUUUGUUUACUGCUCUGCGACACGUAGAGCAGGAAUAAAAUAUAUUUGUGCAAUACUAAA